GCAGGAGGAGGGCACACACACACCCAUGGCUCAGUCGCGUUGACAGGAGUCGCAGCACGGACGGACAUUUUCAUCCUGAAUCGCAACAAACACAGCGAAAUAAAAAGAAGAGCAGAAGCAGCUGAACGAGUCUUUCUUGUUUGAGGUCAAAGUUCAACAGUCAUCAUGGCCGAUGAAUCAGACAUGCGCAAUGAGCUGGCUGACCUGCAGACACGUGCAGAUCAGGUAGCCGAUGAGUCUCUGGAGAGCACUCGGCGUAUGCUGUCUCUGGUCGAGGAGGUGAGUGUGUGUGGCAGGAUUAAGGGCGGGGGCCAGGCCUGGGGAGCGAACCAGGAUGGAGUGGUGAACAGCCAGCCAGGAGCUCGAGUGAUGGACGAACGUGAACAGAUGGCCAUCAGCGGGGGCUUCAUCCGCAGGGUAACAGAAGACGCCCGGGAGAAUGAGAUGGACGAGAACCUGGAGCAGGUGGGCGGGAUUAUUGGCAAUCUGCGUCACAUGGCUCUGGACAUGGGCCAGGAGAUCGACACCCAGAACCGCCAGGUGGACAGGAUCAUGGAGAAGGCUGAUUCCAACAAGACCAGGAUUGACGAGGCCAACCAGCGCGCUACAAAGAUGUUGGGAAGUGGCUAAACUGCAGCAAACUGUGCUUUUAUCCCCGUUUAACCCCAAACACCCUAAAAAUAACAACACCACCCAAACCCAGCCCCCAACACCAACGCCCGGCGCCCACUUCCUAUGCUCCACAGCAGGCGCUGCAAAAUCAUGCUUUUCUUGUGAUACUUGUAGAGGUUUGCGCACAUGCACAUAUCAAACAUUCCUCUGCCCCCCCCCCCUCAUGCCCUUCACUUCCCUCUCCUUGUUUUCAAUGUUGUUCUGUGUUGUCGCUCUUUAUGAUUUUGUUAAGAAAUGAUAGUUCUGUUACACAUCAUCCACACUGUACAUAGUGCUUCUUAAAUGGCUUGAUUGACGUAGAUCUUCUUCACCAUCAUCAUCAUCAUUAUUUUUUUAAGUCUGUGUGUAAUAUGAACUGUAUGUACUCCUUGUCCUUCCCUCGUGUCACUACAUGUGAUGCUACAUGAUGAGGCCAGUGAUCUGCAGUGAUAUAGUGAAGCCCUCACAGCGUGUAACCAAGGCCACUGUCGAAACACAAGUCAUUGAAUCUUAAUAACAUUGCGGACCACAGAUUCUCACUUCUCAGGUGAAGAGAUGGCUUCUUGUUCCUGACUGUUAGUGCACUACUGUUUUACCAACUCUAUUGAUGGAGCAGUAUCAACACAAUUGGAUGCCAUUGAUUGUAUAAUAUAUAUCAUUUUCCUCAGGGAGCUAAAUCUGACCAUUCAAAAGCAAGGGUUGAAUAUUUAAUGGAUCUGUUGUAGUUCAUAAAGAUCUGCAUCAUGAGGCUCAGUGCAUAUGUGAAUACUUUGCAUUGUUGAUGUGACUCUUGUUUAACAAUCAGAAACAUAUUGGGCAUUAACCAUAACAGCUAACAUUGUGAUUGAUAAUGAGCGGAGGUGGAGCUUUGCUAAAGGUCGCAGUUCAACAGCCACUAAUUUAACUGUUUGGCAGAGUUACAGGGGGGGUCACAACCUCUUCACGUCCUGCUUUACCCAUGGUUCAACCCUAGCAAUAUCUAGUGCAUUAAGUGUGUUAUGCAUGUCCAUCCGCUGCUAGAAGACACUGAAUAAUUCAGUUAUUCAGACAAAAAUAUCCUACAUAACAUGGCAACCGCAUGUAGGCCACACAGAAGAGAGGUCCGUGUUUAUCUGCACUAUACUCUGUAUAUUCCACUCUGUUUCAUGUCUCUUUACCUUUCCAGACUGUGACGAUCACUGUAAAAUAAAACCUUGGAAAAUGCCAAUAAAACCAUCAUAACUGUA
Cottoperca gobio is the source of this 1877-nucleotide messenger RNA. Its product is annotated as synaptosomal-associated protein 25-B-like. Gene Ontology annotation, molecular function: syntaxin-1 binding; SNAP receptor activity. The record is from RefSeq and is a predicted model, not a curated record. The transcript has 6 exons. Gene Ontology annotation, cellular component: synaptobrevin 2-SNAP-25-syntaxin-1a-complexin I complex; plasma membrane. Gene Ontology annotation, biological process: synaptic vesicle fusion to presynaptic active zone membrane; exocytosis; synaptic vesicle priming. Lineage: Eukaryota; Metazoa; Chordata; Actinopteri; Perciformes; Bovichtidae. The coding region runs from base 166 to 630 and encodes 154 amino acids.